UUUGUAUUUGAUUUUAAUUUCAGACUGCAGCAGAAGUCGGCGAUGUUCGAUAGUGACGUGGAGGACAGUGCAGAGUCAUCGAGUGAGGAGGCCGACUCGAGCAUUCGGCCUGGCUCGACCAUCAUCGACCUUGCCGCCUCGACCCCAGCAUCGCCUAGCGGAGGUGGCAGCAGCAAGAUGCUCAGGAUGGUCGACAAGAUCGCUGCAUCCAAGUAUUUCCAACAGGUGACUGACAAUAAAUUCAUAAAACGCGCAAUGGAAGGAGUAUCAAACACGAACAUCGCUCUUGUUGUCGAAGUGAAAGGUUUAUCUGGAACUCUGGUUUUGAACUUUCCUCCUCCACCAUCAGACCGACUUUGGUAUGGUUUCCGCGGCAAUCCCAAAGUAUCAAUAUCAGCCCAGCCUAAAGUAGGAGAAAGGAUGGUAACAAUGCUGCAUAUAACUAGUUGGAUUGAAAAGAGACUGGUCAAAGAGUUUCAAAAAAUCCUUGUCCUGCCGAACAUGGAUGACCUGAUAAUACCUGUGAUGAAUACUGAGCUGCCCAGCUGAUUGGAACAAGUCUAACUUUGUUGUUAAUCCAAGAUAAUAUUGUUGUUGUUAUUGAUGUUGUUAUCACUCUUAUCACAUCGAAGCUACUUGCAGCCUAAACACCUAUUGGUAACUUUGUCCUAAUUAUGCAUGUAAAAUCCAGCCGUUUCGUGAGGUAUCUGCAUUUCUCUAUCUUAUAUACGUCCUUCGUGUAAAUAUUGUUAUACGUCCUUCUCAUAUUCUCUACUACUUGAACCGUCGAAAAUUAAUUAUAAAUGUAAAGAAAGUUGGUGUUUGGAAGAGGGAGUGUCAGUAUUUGGUUAAUUAGGCUAUUUUAUGCAUUCAGUAAAAAUCUUGUUUUCGAAUUUUAAAUCGCUGCAACUUAUUAAAUUAAUGCUAAUAUCAUUGACGUUUUCAAUCUUGACAGUAUUAACUAAAUUUUUCAAGUUAUCUUCGUUUUGAUUCAACGAUAAGUAUGAUCCUUUCUUUGAACCUUUUUUAAAAACUUCUUUGUUUUUUGACUAAUUCGAAUUUAGAAGAAUUAAAAAAAACAAGUUGUACUAAUUGAUAUCGAGCGAUUUUUAUAAAAAGAAAAUUCGAAUUCUCAUUGUACAAAAGAAUAAAAGGAAAAAUCCUAUGCAUAAAUCUAUCUGACAAUAAUCUAAUAAUAAUCCAUCUAACAUCAUUGAUCGAUCUGACAAUCAUUAUUUCUCUAAUGUUCUAAUUUAAUUCAGUUGCUAAAAUUAUUCUAUUUUCAUAAAAAAUCAGAUUUAUAUUCUAUUUUUUGAAGAAUUAUGAUGCGUACGGUACGUGAAUUUGUGCUUGAGUAACUAUUUAAAAAAAAGUUUAUUCUUCUCUAAUCAGAACUUCAUUUCAAAAUGAAGAAAUGUAUCCCUUUUUAUGUCAUGUAUUCAAUAAAAUUAGUUCUUACUAUAAGUAGAGCACGGCAAGAUGGCCCCUGGUUUUCUUUGUUUCAAUUGCCCGCCAGUCUGUUUGUUUAAGGCCCAUCGUGCGUUAACUGUAGCAUCUAUCUUGGCUAUUUUAUGUGACAAAUAUUUUUUUCAAAUAUUGGUUGAUUUGGAAAUCAUCUAAACAUAUUGAUUGAUUAACAGUUGAAAAUAAUUUUACUCAUUUGACUAAUCCUUGUAAAAGACAAAUACUGACAUUACCCACUCAAUCUUCUCUUGAUAAUUGGAUGUGUGUUGGCCUUUGUCACUCAACUGUUCUAAAUUCGAUCGAUAAGUUUUGAUUUAGGAUUCCAGUGACUAUCUCGCUAGAAAGGAGUAGCCUAUACGUAAGUGUGAUUAGUGGAAAAUUAAUUCUAACAAAAUGAGACAAUAGAUCUGAACUGGUUUAGAUCGAGUUUAUGUCGAGUUUCAUACACAAGUUUAAUACAGUAGAAUAGAUUACAAUGCAGUCGAAUGGAUUAGAAUGACAUGUUUACACUUCUUAUAGUUUUACACUGUUCUUGUUUUGAAAAACUAGUCCCCUUGAGUUACAGUAUGAUCUUACACUAUAAAAAUCUAUUAAAAUUCUGAUCAACUCAGAAAGUAUUAAAAAUAUUUAAUACACAUUAUUGAGUCACAUAAAAAUUAACUGGAUAUUACCGUUUAUCUAUACUCUUUAAACCAUUGUUGAACAUUUCUAUACAUUUGUGAAUUGCUAUAAAUACAGGUAAUUCCAUUGUUGCUAAUAUUGAAAUACAUGUUACGAAUUUCUCAUGGAAUAAUAUUGAAAUGCCUUAAUGUGAUGUGUCAGUUGUGAUAUAUGUAGUGAUGUUGUAAAAGUGUAAUGUAUGUUUUUAAUAUGUGAGAGUAUCUUUAUUGUUUUGUUGACUAUUUUGAAAAUAUUUUAAAACUUCGUCAAUCAGUUCAACUGAUGGAGUUUAAUGGAUUUCUAUAUUAGUUCUGUUUCGUUCGUUUGAAUUUUAUCUCGUGCAAUGACUUUUCGUUAAUGUGUAUUCUAUGUAUUAGGUUAGAAGUAUUAUUAUAUAACUAUACAAUGUUACACCUCAUCCCAAUAGCCUAUAUAUCGAACUAUGUGUAAUGAUAAGCUAAGCUGAAAGGUACCAGGGAAAUCCGUAUUCUGGCAUCUACUUUAAUCACAAAUAAGUUUUCCACCUUUUUAAUCAUGUUCAAAUGAAGGCAGUGCUCCUUCAAACAGAUGAUUUUCCAAGAAUUUGAUGUUGCUAAUCUUAUUGAAUGUUUUCAAAUAUAUAAACCAUUUGAGUGACUUCACAAAUAAUAAUAUUUAAUAGGCCUAUUAGGUACAUCUUAAGACAAUGAAUUGAAUUGUUCAUUUCAUUCUAUUUUUAAAGGUAUAACACAUUUUUGUUAACAAAUAUUUACAUAGUAAAAUUACUCAGUAAAUCAUUAUCAUAUAUUAAUUUUGAUCUCGUAUCUUUUAAUUUCAUCCUUGCAUUCACUUGUUCUAAUCUCGAUCUUCCUUUGUAAUCUUCCUUUUGACAUGUCAGUUGAAAUUCAAUUAAAGGAUUAUUCAAAAGAUGAAUACUGAGGGAUAAAAUCAUCAAUCAUGAACACAUUGGAAAUAGGGUUUAUAUUGUUCCUAGUUAUCGAAAGCAUAAAUUUCAGAAAAUUGAUCAAUUUUUCAAGUCAUCAAUUAUCUAAUUAGUCAUGAAUUAUCGAAUUCGCUUCACAGAAAACAUUAAAGUUCAAAUAUUCGAUUUAAGAGUUUAAUUUUUAUGUUUACUCAACUUGAAAAUUAAUUUGAUUGUCAAACCCAAAUUUAUUUAAUAGAGAAUUACUUCAGAAUUUUUCAUGUCGUUCUUGGGGAAAUGAUGGCUUUAUGACGUGAAUCUGCCAAUCAAUUCCAUUUGUUUGCAUGGUAAUACUUUGGAUAACAUUCCAAUUCGGUAUUCAGUGAUUGAUUCUUGUAGUUUAUUGUUUUGUAAUUUAUUUCAAACAGGAACAAGUUAGCCUACUAAAAUUUUAUUUAUCCAAAUAAAUUUUUAAAAAAACAUGUUUGAAACUCUGUAUGUCUUCUAUAGUAAUUUCUCAAUUAUCUCUGAAUAUGAUCGCUAUAUUUUAUUAUACAUUUUAAAUGUGUCAUUGUUAUAAUUACGUGGAGAUUGCUGUCCUUGUAGCUAAAAUAAAUGUCUUAAUAUUUGUAUGUUUGGCGUCUCAGUAUUUGGUGUAUAAGUAUGUGUGAAUUGGUUUUACGUAAACACAUUUUUAAUUCUAUGUCAAUUUAGAUUAUUUCUCAAUUAGGUAAGGUAACGUGAAUUUAUUCCAACUAAUUUAAUCACUGAAUUACUAUAAUUUAGUAUACUAUAUUCCCUUUAGAUUGUUUUAGCGUCAAUUAAUGAUCAUUGUUCCUUCAUUUCCACCUAUCGCAUUAGUUUAUACGAUUUGAAUAUAAUUUUCAUUUAAAAAUUUGAUUUCAUUUAAAAAUUUAGUUGUGAUGCAAUCCAUCUAUUUCAAGUUAUAAUUUACGUUGUGACUAGUUUGUGAUAUGUUUAAGGCAUUUGGUUAGAUGAAGUGCUAAUUUAUUAAUUUUUUGUAGUUAUCCUCAUAAUAAUUUAUCGAUUAAUCAAGAAAAAUCUUGAAUAAUAAAUUAUUUCUUGGGACCAGAAUGUAACAUUGGGCAAGGAUUGUAAACAAAAUUAUAUUUUUUUAGAAAACUUGAUUAAAUUAUGUGAUAAAGUGAAACAAUAGAAUAUUUUUUCCAUUUAAUAGAAUGAUUCAUGAACACCGUAAAUUAUUUCUGAAUUAAGAUAAUUUGUUGGAUUUGAUUCGAUGAUUUUUCCUCCCCCAGUUAAUUGUAAUUUAUUUUCUGAAAGGGUUGUUAAGAAUGACGGAAUUGUUUAUACUCCAUACAAAACUAUUGCAUUUAUUUCUAAAGUAACUGAUAGCAUAUUAGCACUUAAAUAUAUUAAAACCAUAACAUGAUGAACUAUUAUACAUCCAAUAGUAAAAUCUAUGAAAAAAGUGUUAUUCCAAUAAAAACUAUACUAUUUGUUGGGUUACAGAUUACUAUUAGAUACCCCAGUUUAUUAUUGAUGUAAUAUUAGAAGAUUUAAAUCUAUUUUAGAGGAAUUAGGGGGAACUUAAACAUGCUCUAAAAAAAUUUGAG
Molecule: messenger RNA, 4620 nt
Organism: Nilaparvata lugens (brown planthopper)
Lineage: Eukaryota; Metazoa; Arthropoda; Insecta; Hemiptera; Delphacidae
Product: testis-expressed protein 2-like
Exons: 4
Coding region: 43-549 (168 amino acids)
Cellular component (GO): endoplasmic reticulum
Molecular function (GO): lipid binding
Source: RefSeq, a predicted model, not a curated record